This is a messenger RNA of Balaenoptera musculus (blue whale), 1805 nucleotides long. RefSeq names its product ubiquitin protein ligase E3D (gene UBE3D). Gene Ontology annotation, cellular component: cytosol; ubiquitin ligase complex; nucleus. NCBI's taxonomy places the organism in Eukaryota, Metazoa, Chordata, Mammalia, Artiodactyla, Balaenopteridae. Gene Ontology annotation, biological process: protein monoubiquitination; protein polyubiquitination; protein autoubiquitination. Bases 84 to 1259 code for a protein of 391 amino acids. The transcript has 10 exons. Gene Ontology annotation, molecular function: ubiquitin protein ligase activity; ubiquitin conjugating enzyme binding; cyclin binding. The record is from RefSeq and is a predicted model, not a curated record.
CCUGCUGCGGCUCGGGCCGCACGUGCAGCGUCUUUCCGGCCCUGCUGCCCGGCGUCGCCGGAGCCCGUGGCUGGGUGCCCGCCAUGGCGGCGGCUGCGGCUGCGGCGGAGGCGCGCGUGUUCCUGGAGGUGCGGAGACGGCUGCAGAGCGCGCUGCUAAUCCUGGGCGAUCCAAACGAAGGCGGUCUGCCCAUGGAUGUUUGCAUAACGCCGACCUCGCUGCAGAUGAAAAGCCCGGGCGGCUGCACGGAGCUCUGGCUGCCAGCAGGGGUCAGGCUUGUCCCGUCCUCCUGCCGCGGGCUGCAGCACGUGGCCGGGGACGGGCUGCACCUGCGCCUGCAGGCGCGGGCGGAAUUCUGCACAAAACCGAUCUCAGUGUUUAAUCAAAGCUCCCAAGCCCAAGAAUGUUGCACGUUUUAUUGCCAGUCCUGCGGUGAAAUCAUCAUAAGGAACAGGAAGCUCCUGAGACUGCUCCCCCUGCCACACGAAAACUGGGGUGCUCUGGUUGACGAGUGGUGUUGUCAUGCCAACCCCUUUGCUAAUAAGCCACUUCAUCCACAAGAGAAUGACUGUUUCACUGGAGACUGUUUCUUCUUGGUGAACUUAAGACAUGAUUUACAGCAGCCGAGACCUGCAGUAGCCCCAGUGGAGACGCGCUGUCUUUCUUCUGAGAACCAUUUAAAAAUGAAACCAAAGGCAAAUACCAAAGUAAUUUGUAAGCGUUGCAAGGUAAUGUUGGGAGAGACUGUGUCAUCAGAAACCACUAAGUUUUAUAUGACAGAGAUAAUUAUCCAGCCAUCUGAAAGAAAUUUCCCCAUCAUACCAAGGUCUCAGUUUGUACAGAGUGUUAUUGCCCAGUGCCUGGUGGAACUCUCCUCUGCUAGAAGCACUUUUAGAUUCACUCUUCAAGGACACAACGGCAAAACGUACAUCUUGCUAUGGCUUUUAAACUCAGACAGUUUGGUGAUUGAAGCUUUGGAAAGUUCCACAAGUAUCAAAAAAUUCCCUCUGUUGGAAGACUUAUUGAAGGCCGAUUCCAGUUCUGCCUGGAAUGCUGUCAAGGUCCUCUACCAGCCAUGCAUCAAAAGCAGGAAUGCAGAGCUCGCCAGCUCGUGGGAAAGUGACAUCAGUGUCCACUGCCUCACCCUGCCCUCUGCAACCUGCUUGGAGCUGCUGUUGAUCUUGUCAAGGAGUAAUGCCACGUUGCCUCCCUCCCUCCGCUGCAUGAAUUCUUUCCAGGUGGCCUUUUUGAAGAUGUAACUGCGGGAGCGGACACAUCCCUCUCCACAGCACGGGGUGCACCGGCAGCCAGCAGUCAGCCCAGUGGGCAGCAAUUAGAGAGACAAGAACCCAGCUACAGAAUGAGAACAGGGCAUUGCAGUUUUGAGUUUACUUGCUUGCAUAAAUUCUCUGAGAGAAGAGUUAACUUGAAAUCUUUGAAAAACCAAGGCUGUGAAGAAAGUCAUAGUAGCAGGUUGAGAGAUAAGUAUAGAAUUUACGUCUCUAUUUCCCACCGAGAGGAGUGUUCAAAUAUGUGCUGCGUCAGCACCACCUGGAGAGAGAGAGCUGGUGGAGACCCAUCUGUCCUGUGCGGAAUGCAGCAAGGGGCUUCGCUGGUGGAGUUGAAUGUUAGCUGCUGCAAAUCUUAGGACAUAAACUUUCAGAGAACUUCGCAGGCUCGUAUAAAAGCAUUUUUUUUAAAAGAAAAUAUGGAAUUUUGUAUACCUUAUUCAGAGGAGAUGCUCAGUAAAUAAAUGUUUGUUGAAUGCGUGAUCAUCAAAUUAAAGGGUUUCCCAUUUAUGCAAA